Messenger RNA from Doryrhamphus excisus (bluestripe pipefish), 4909 nucleotides. RefSeq names its product gap junction protein gamma 1 (gene gjc1). Gene Ontology annotation, molecular function: gap junction channel activity. Gene Ontology annotation, cellular component: connexin complex. NCBI's taxonomy places the organism in Eukaryota, Metazoa, Chordata, Actinopteri, Syngnathiformes, Syngnathidae. Gene Ontology annotation, biological process: cell-cell signaling. The record is from RefSeq and is a predicted model, not a curated record.
CUGCUCAGCAGCGGAGACGAGCCCUGCCAGAGAACCCCCCGCCCCCCCUCCCCUCCCCUUUCCUCCGACCUGUCACUCAAGCGGAUCCCCGGUUCGACAGCGGUCGCAAGAAGAAGGCAGAAAACACCCGGUCCAGAUAAAUAAGAACCGAGGAGGACCUCCAGCCCACCCGAGCUACGCGCACUGCUCUCCGGUGAUCAACAGAUCGGCCACUCCGCGGUCCUACACACCGGGGCGAUGAUGAGCCGAGGAGGCGGGAGACAAUACCGGAACCAGGCGGCACAUGUGAGCUCGUGUACUCGAUGAGCGAAUCGGCGCUCGUAUUGUGGAGGAGCAAAAACACCAGAAGGUUCGGUCCACGCCAAAAUGACCCCACUACCACCAUCACCACCACCACCACCAUCAUCAUCAUCAUUAUUAUUAUCCGGUACCGCCGCUGUAACGGAGCGGGCCCGCGGGGAUUCUGCCAGCGCUUUUACGCAGCAGACCACAUAGUGACCACCACUGAGGCAAUGGACAAAAGAAGAGUGGAGGGGGAAGAACUGAAAUAAUCCAAAGAACGCACGCCGAGCCACCUAAGAAGUCCUGCGGAUCUUCAAGUUUGGACCGAACCAAGUCCAAACCUCCUCUUGGUGGUCUUCAUCAUCAUCAUCAUCUUCUUCUUCAUCAUCUUCUUGAAUCCUUAAAGCAUCUUCACAGACUCGCAUAGCGAGUCUGUGAGCAGUUGAGAGAGGGACCCUGUCUGCCCCACUGUCCAGCGACACCAUGAGCUGGAGCUUCCUCACGCGGCUGCUGGAGGAGAUCCACAACCACUCCACCUUCGUGGGGAAGCUGUGGCUCACCGUGCUCAUCGUUUUCCGCAUCGUCCUCACAGCCGUCGGGGGAGAGUCCAUCUACUACGACGAGCAGAGCAAGUUCGUGUGCAACUCGGGGCAGCCGGGCUGCGAGAACGUCUGCUACGACGCCUUCGCCCCGCUCUCCCACGUCCGCUUCUGGGUUUUCCAGAUCAUCCUGGUGGCCAUGCCGUCUCUCAUGUACAUGGGCUACGCCGUCAAUAAGAUUGCGAGAUUAGACGAAGCCAAGGGAGGAGUCGGUUCUGCUGCCGUGAGAACCGCAGGCGUGGGCUACACGCACAGGAAACCCAGGAAGAUCUGCUUCGGGGCGCGGCAGCACCGGGGAAUCGAGGAAACCGAGGAGGACCGCGAGGACGAUCCAAUGAUCUACGAGGUCCCAGAAAUCGAGCCUCCGAAAAGACCUCGCGAUCCGCUACAACCCACACCCAGACCUAAGAUCCGCCACGACGGUCGCAAGCGAAUCCGCGACGAGGGUCUGAUGCGGGUCUACGUUCUGCAGUUGGUAACGCGCACCGUUCUGGAGGCGGGCUUCCUUACGGGUCAAUACUUGCUGUACGGUUUCCGCGUGACGCCCGUGUUUGUGUGCUCGGGGAAACCUUGCCCCCACAGCGUGGACUGCUUUGUGUCCCGGCCCACCGAGAAAACCAUCUUCCUGCGUAUCAUGUACGGCGUCACCGUGCUGUGUCUCACGCUCAACGUCUGGGAGAUGCUUCACUUGGGAAUCGGGUCCAUAUGCGACAUCCUACGCCGCCGCCGAUGCCCGCCUCAGGACGACGAGUACCAGCUGGGUUUGCUGGGAACCAAUGUAGGCGGCGAGGGUUCGGUUGGCGGCGCGGGUCCGGAAGCAAGUUCUGAAGGUGGCGACGGCGGAGACGGACCCGCCGAUUACGUCGGCUACCCGUUCUCGUGGAAUACGCCGUCGGCGCCGCCGGGUUACAACAUCGUAGUGAAACCCGAGCAGAUGCCGUACACCGACCUCAGCAACGCAAAAAUGGCGUGCAAGCAGAACCGCGCCAACAUCGCGCAGGAGGAGCAGCAGCAGUUCGGCAGCAACGAGGACAACUUCCCCACGGGGGGCGAGGCCCGCGUGGCCCUCAACAAGGACAUGAUCCAGCAGGCCCACGAGCAGCUGGAGGCCGCCAUCCAGGCCUACAGUCAGCAGCACCGGGCCGAGGAGACGCUGGCGGACAACCAGGACGACAAGCCCCAGAGCAACAUCAUCAUCCAGCCGCAGCCGCAGCCUCAGAAGGAACGCAAGCACAGACUCAAGCACGGCAAGGGAGGAAGUAGCGGCGGCGGCAGCAGCAGCAACAGCAGCAGCAGCAAAUCAGGGGAGGGAAAACCCUCUGUAUGGAUUUGACCCCGCCCCCCCACCGCCACGCCACGCCACACUCACACCGCCGUGCCUUUCUGAAUCCUGCAAGCUGGACAAGAUUGUGUACGCGACCAUGCAGCUGGCGCUUUGUCUGGGCGGUCGCGGGUCAAACUUGAAAAACAGAAGACGGUCUGUCUUGUACCCCCCCUACCCCCUCCACCCCCGGGGUCCUAAAGCCACCCUCAUUGUCUGCCUUGUCGAACGGGAAUACACAAUUCGGCUCAUUUCCUUUGCAAGGACUACCCAGUUGCAAAAAACGAUGACAUGCAAUAAGAGAAAUGACUUCCUGUUUCCUGUCUCACCUUAUGGUAACAAUAUGUCUUCUGUGUGUGUGUUUUUUUUUUUAACAGGAGUGCUGCUCGGGCCUUUUUGUUGUUGUUGUUGUUGUUGUUGUUCCCGUGUCCCAAAAGAACAUGGUGCAUCCUCAACUUUAAUGUUGGGCUUCUCACUGUUGUUGAGCCGUUGCCGCCCUCUGGUGGGCGCCGUGCGUAUUGCAACAUAACAUACACAAACACAUAUAUGCUUCCUGUAUCCAGCAGCUGUGAUGGAUGGAUCUUAAAGUCUUCCCAUUAGUUGACGAAGGUUCGAAGCCAUUUAAAAAAAAGAAAAACUAUGAGACCAAACACUGUUUGUGUGUCAGUGCCAAGAUUUUAAGGUUUUCCACUCAUUGUGAGUGAAGCUUUGGAAUGCCAAGGCCAUGUUUGAAACGCCUACGCGGUGGUGACCAACCCUUUUGUAAAACUCAUUGUAUUGUAUUGCGUUUCAAAAUCGGGAUUUUAUUUCACUUUUUAUACAAAAUAUGCCUUUUUUUGUCCCUUUUUUUUUUUAGCAGAAACUGUUUUAAAAUGGAAUUAACUGUGUGUAUUUAUUGUGAUUUAAAUUGCCUUUCAAGUGUUAUUUAAAAAAGAAAAUAAUAAUAAUGUGAAAUGACAUAGUAUAUUUUUAUAAAGAAAAGGAAAAAAAAGGCAGACUUGGGGCUAAUGUAUUGAGAGCGGUUUUCAACGGGGGCGAAAAGGAGAAUGCGCCCAAACGAGCUGCUUGUGUUUGUAUAGUGGCGGCGCGGUGGCGUGCUAAAGCGGGCUGCACCCAACAUACACGAGACUGAUCUCACUUCGAAAAAAAAAACAUCCGGUCCUGUUUCAAUGCAUACAAUGUAGAGAGAAGCAGGUGAUGCCUGCUCAGGAGUGAGAUUUGUCUCUGUUGUCAUGGAAACGGGGGCAGUUAUCCGGGUCGAAUGAAUGACAUGACCCUUAAGUGUUGUUAUUUAUUUGUGCGUUUGUGUUUUUACCCUUCUCUUUCAUCUGCUGGGUGACUAAGAAAGAAAGAAAACUCGUCCAAUACUUUGUUUUCACACAAGGGCACUGUUGAAAAAAAUGAUGACGAUAACCAUAGAACAGGAAGGAACACACGACUCUGUCCUGGCUGCUCAUUAAAAAACAUAUGAGACGUCAUCAUAUCUUUUUAGACCUCAGUGUGUUCUACUUUUGCCUUGGCACCCCCACAACAGCAGGGGACCAAAAGGUGAUAAUAACCAUAGAAUCGGUUACAAUACAAUUACAUUGUUAAUUAUGAAUAGGUUAUUGUCAAGAAACUCACCUAUCAGGCAUAAAAAUCAUCCUCCUUCAGUGAACAUGGUUGAGGCGUUUUGCUUUUUCGGGGGGAUUUUUUUGUGAUGAUAACCAUAGAACAGGAAAUGGAACGUAUUGCUAUGAAAAAGAAGCACUGUGCGACAAAACAUUUCCCAGACACAAAAUAUGCCAUUCGAUAUUUUUGCAACGUAAGUAAGUAUUUGCAUAUGUCUGUGUCCUGGCUGCUCAGUACAACAUGGCUAAAGUCGAUUUUUUUUUUCUUCCCACAAAUCUCUGUUAAUCCAUGAACCCUCAAAUUUGGUCCAUUUGUGAGGGAUUUAUCUGCUCCAAAGCAGUAGCACAGAGGGUGGGCAAACUACGGUCCGGGGGCCACAUCCGGCCCACCAAAGUAUUUCAUUUAAACUUUGAAUAUCCAAGCUGACAACAUGACUUGUAUUCAGAAUCAGUCAAUUUGAGACAACAAUCUGUGUGCAGUUCUCCACUGUGGCCAGCGAGGGCGCUGUUUCUCAUUUCAAUGACUUCAGCGAGUCAGCUAUGGGAAGUUGAAACUUACAAAGAGUCUUGAUUCCUGUUUAAUGCGUAUUGUUUUUUUUCUACGUCAUCUCCGUGUGAACAAGAUGAAGAUAAAUGGCUGUGAUCGUUUUUUUUUGUGCUGAUAUCAGAUUAGCGAUAAGGCCUCCCAACUAUGCCACAUUUCAGGUGGAGCACCUGUUAUCACAAAGAUGUCAGCGCCAAUAAACAAUGACAGAAAUUAUGGUUGCUGCCAAGCAAUAUUGUGCCGUGUUUAUUUUGUAAUAAGCCGACGUUGACACAAAAGCGACAGGUUGGGGCAGCUUGUGUGUUAAAAACAAUGUGGUGUGUUCUUAGGGUGCCGGGCUGCGUUGUUUCCCCCUUACGUGUCUGAAGAUAGCCGCCCGUGUGACCAUUCAUUAAAAAGAAAACAAACAGUCGUGUUUUUUCUAUGCCUUUAAAAAUACAUGUAAAUCCAUUUGAUCACAUGUGUUUUUUUUAGCAUUCUGUCAUGGGUAAAAAUUGAGGUUGCAUGUUAAAAGACCUAUUUUCGUAAAAAAUAAAAAAUAAAAUAAAAUGAA